Molecule: messenger RNA, 351 nt
Organism: Candida albicans SC5314
Lineage: Eukaryota; Fungi; Ascomycota; Pichiomycetes; Serinales; Debaryomycetaceae
Exons: 1
Coding region: 1-351 (116 amino acids)
Source: RefSeq, a predicted model, not a curated record
AUGCGUUCACAAUCAUUGCCAUUACCAUUAAUAGAAUCACCAAACUCAAUAGAUUUAGACCCCAUCAAUCAUGAGAAUUUGGCGGUAUACGGAUAUUUGCUACUAAUAUCAACAUGGAUGUUAUUCAUUAUUUCAAUAAAUUCAAUCUUCGAAAUUUGGAGAUUUAUAAUUCAACCAUCACAGUCAUCGCCAACAUCCUUGUUAUUAUAUGAUAAAUUAACAAUUUUCUUCGAAACUAUUGAUUCCUAUAUAAUAAAGUUAUGGUGUAUCUAUGUAGUAUGUUGGUGGUGGGCCAUUGUAUCAUGGAGUGGGUUAAAAUUAUUCCGUCAUUCUAAAGGUAUUCAAGGGUAA